Andrographis paniculata is the source of this 5488-nucleotide messenger RNA. RefSeq names its product myosin-6-like. Bases 575 to 5089 code for a protein of 1504 amino acids. The record is from RefSeq and is a predicted model, not a curated record. Gene Ontology annotation, cellular component: actin cytoskeleton; myosin complex; cytoplasm. The transcript has 39 exons. Lineage: Eukaryota; Viridiplantae; Streptophyta; Magnoliopsida; Lamiales; Acanthaceae. Gene Ontology annotation, molecular function: ATP binding; actin filament binding; microfilament motor activity. Gene Ontology annotation, biological process: vesicle transport along actin filament; actin filament organization.
GUAGGGGCAGAUUGAAGAGCUGAAGACUGCCGUUGGACAAAAAAUGAAAAACUUAAUAAGAAAACCCCAGAGAAAGAAUUGCAAGAUAGAAUAUUCGUUUACUUGGUAGAGCAAGAGGUGGGUUUGGUCAAGUUUUAAAAUUUCAAUCUUUUUCUUCACACACUAUUUCUUCAUUUAAAAUUUUGUCGCUCCCGUGAAUGCCGAUUAAUUGCCCUUAGUAUUCAUUCACUUUCCGUUGAAAUUUUGGGGGGACGAAUAUGUGAAGUUCGUAUUUCUAUUGUUCUUGCGGCAGAUCUUGGUUGGUUCCUCGUUUUUUCGGCGCGAUUUUUUGGUCUUUAAGUCUGCAGAAUCGAAGAGCUUGUCUGUCAGAAUAGAGAGGGUUUGUUGGAUUGGAGUGAUUUGGGGAUUAGGUUUUCGAUUUUUUUUGGGAGGAGAAGCAGUGUCAUAUUGAUCUGCUUCUUCUCAGCUGCCAUUUAUGUGUAUUUUUUAAUUCGAGAUUUUAUUGUGGUGAGAGCUGUCGUCUUCGCCGAGGAGGAGGAAUUGCAGUUCUUGAUCUGACUGAAGUUGCUGCAAAAUGGUUGCUUCAGCCAGUUUAGGAGUUGGUUCUAAAGUUUGGGUGGAGGAUCCUGACAUAGCUUGGAUCGAUGGAGAAGUUGUGGCGGCCAGUGGGGAUGAAAUCAAAGUCCUCUGUACAUCUGGGAAGACGGUUGCAGUCAAGUCCUCCAAUGUCUACCCCAAAGACGCCGAAGCCCCGCAUUGCGGGGUGGAUGAUAUGACGAAAUUGGCGUAUCUCCAUGAGCCGGGAGUUCUGGAGAAUUUAAAAACUAGAUACGACAUCAAUGAGAUAUAUACGUAUACUGGAAAUAUAUUGAUUGCUGUGAAUCCUUUUCAAAGAUUACCUCAUCUCUACGAUAGUCAUAUGAUGGCCCAAUAUAAAGGAGCUGCCUUUGGUGAGCUGAGUCCGCACCCAUUUGCGGUCGCCGAUGCUGCAUAUAGGCUUAUGAUAAAUGAAGGAAUAAGCCAGUCAAUAUUGGUUAGUGGCGAAAGUGGUGCAGGUAAAACGGAAAGUACGAAAUUACUAAUGCGAUAUCUUGCUUACAUGGGCGGCCGAUCUGCGGUUGAAGGAAGGACAGUGGAACAGCAGGUUCUUGAGUCUAAUCCUGUUCUUGAGGCAUUUGGUAACGCAAAGACAGUGAGAAAUAAUAAUUCGAGUCGGUUCGGUAAGUUCGUUGAGAUUCAGUUUGAUCAAAGGGGUAAAAUCUCCGGAGCUGCCAUCAGAACUUACUUGCUGGAAAGAUCUCGUGUUUGUCAAUUAUCCGAUCCUGAGAGAAAUUACCAUUGUUUCUAUAUGCUUUGUGCUGCUCCUCAAGAGGAAAUUAAAAAAUACAAAUUGGGGAAUCCAAGAACGUUUCAUUAUUUAAACCAGUCAAAUUGUUACGAGCUUGACGGGGUUGAUGAUGCCAAAGAGUAUAAACUGACUAGGCAAGCAAUGGAUACAGUGGGAAUCAGUUCGGAGGAGCAGGAUGCAAUAUUUAGAGUGAUUGCUGCAAUCCUCCAUCUCGGGAACAUUGAAUUUGUGAAAGGGAAGGAAGCUGAUUCAUCUUUGCCGAAAGAUGAAAAGUCUUGGUUCCAUCUAAGAAUGGCGGCCGAACUUUUCAUGUGUGACGCAAAGGCUUUGGAGAAUUCCCUCUGCAAACGUGUAAUUGUGACCCGUGAUGAAACCAUCAUCAAAGAUUUGGAUCCAGAGGCUGCUGCUUCUAGUCGAGAUGCUUUGGCCAAAGUUGUCUACUCAAGGCUGUUCGACUGGCUUGUGGAGAAGAUCAAUAGCUCAAUUGGUCAGGAUCCUAAUUCGAAAUGCUUAAUUGGGGUUCUCGACAUCUAUGGAUUUGAGAGUUUCAAGACUAACAGUUUCGAACAAUUUUGCAUAAAUUUGACCAAUGAGAAGCUUCAGCAGCACUUUAAUCAGCAUGUGUUCAAAAUGGAGCAAGAGGAGUAUACGAAGGAAGAAAUCAACUGGAGUUACAUUGAGUUCAUCGACAAUCAAGACGUUUUAGAUCUCAUCGAAAAGAAGCCCGGAGGUGUUAUCGCACUUCUCGACGAAGCUUGCAUGUUUCCACGAUCGACUCAUGAAACAUUUGCUCAAAAGCUGUAUCAAACAUUCAAGAACAAUAAACGGUUCAGCAAGCCUAAAUUAUCACGCACCGACUUCACCAUUUGCCAUUAUGCUGGUGAUGUUACAUAUCAGACCGAGCUUUUUCUCGACAAAAACAAGGAUUAUGUCAUUGCUGAACAUCAAGCCCUGUUGAAUUCUUCUGAAUGUUCCUUUGUCUCGGGCCUAUUUCCAAUAUCUAGUGAAGAGUCUUCCAAGCAAUCAAAAUUCUCUUCUAUCGGAUCAAGGUUUAAGCUACAAUUGCAAUCACUGCUCGAGACUUUGAGCUCCACCGAACCUCUUUACAUCCGCUGCGUGAAGCCAAAUAAUCUUCUUAAGCCAGCUAUAUUCGAGAAUCAAAAUGUCCUCCAACAACUACGUUGUGGGGGAGUCAUGGAAGCAAUUAGGAUAAGCUGUGCUGGAUAUCCUACAAAAAGACCCUUCUUUGAAUUCGCUGACCGCUUUGGCAUCCUUGCUCCUGAAGUUUUAGAUGGAAGUACGGAUGAGAUCGCUGUUUGCAUGAAGCUUCUAGAGAAAGUGGGACUAGAAGGAUAUCAGAUUGGCAAAACAAAAGUGUUUCUGAGGGCAGGUCAGAUGGCUGAGCUGGACGCUCGGAGGACUGAGGUGUUAGGAAGAUCUGCAAGCAUUAUCCAGAGGAAAGUUCGAUCAUUUCUGGCACGAAAAAGCUUUACAGUAUUGCGCCGAUCGUCUAUUCUCAUUCAAUCAGUCUGCAGAGGAGAACUUGAUCGACGCGUUUAUGGAAGUAUGCGGAGAGAAGCUGCCUGUCUCCGAAUUCAGAGAGAUACACGAAUGUACCUUGCUCGAAAAGCUUACAAAGAACUUUACACUUCUGCUCUCUCGAUUCAGACAGGGAUGCGUGGGAUGGCUGCUCGUAUCGAGCUUCGAUUUAGGCAGCGAACAAAAGCAGCUACUUUGAUCCAGACUCAUUGCCGCGGAUUCUUGGCUCGUGUAGAAUAUACAAAGCUGAAGAAGGCUGCUCUCGUCACACAAUGUGCGUGGCGAUCGAGAGUCGCUCGUAAAGAACUGCGUAAAUUGAAGAUGGCUGCGAGAGAAACCGGUGCUUUACAAGCUGCCAAGAAUAAGCUAGAGAAGCAAGUUGAAGAAUUGACUUGGAGACUACAGCUGGAGAAACGAAUGCGGACCGACCUAGAAGAAGCCAAAACACAAGAGAACGCGAAAUUACAAAACGAUUUACAAAAGCUUCAGCUCAAGUUCGAAGAAACCAAAGACAUGUUACUGAAGGAAAAGGAGGCUGCAAAAAUAGCAGCCGAGCAAGUCCCUGUUAUACACGAGAUUCCUGUUGUUGAUCAUGAGCUGAUGGAUAAGCUCAGCUCCGAGAAUGAAAAACUCAAGGCCUUGGUUACGUCUCUGGAGACGAAAAUAGUCGAGACGGAGAAGAAAUAUGAAGAGACGAAUAAACUUAGCGAGGAACGGUUGAAGCAAGCCAUGGAAGCGGAAUCCAUGGUUGUGAAAUUGAAAACUAAUAUGCACUGGCUUGAAGAAAAAAUUUCGGACAUAGAGUCGGAAAACAAAGUGCUUCGACAGCAAACGUUGCUAACAACUUCAGGCAUACCAACCAAGGGAUUGGAAAAUGGGCAUGUUAUUAAAGAAUCAAUUCGAUCGAAUGAUGCUAUGCAGACUCCGGUAAAAGCUCAUGAAAUCCUCGAUGGAAAACCUAGGAAACCCCCGAUCGACCGCCAACAUGAGGACGUUGACGCUCUCAUGGAAUGCGUUAAAAAGGACGUCGGCUUCAGUCAAGGGAAACCCGUCGCAGCUUUCACGAUUUACAAAUGCCUUCUACACUGGAAAUCCUUCGAAGCUGAAAAGACCAGCGUAUUCGAUCGUCUUGUACAGAUGAUUGGUACAGCUAUUGAGGACGGAAACAGCAACAAUCACAUGGCUUACUGGCUGUCGAAUACGUCGACGCUUUUGUUCUUGCUUCAGAAAAGCCUGAAACCCGCCGGGUCAGCUACCGCAACUCCGGCCCGUAAACCGCAAGCGACAUCCCUCUUCGGCAGAAUGGCAAUGGGAUUUCGAUCGUCGCCGUCUUCCGGGAACCUUGCUGCCGCAGCUGCAGCUGCAGUGGAAGCCGUACCCCAAGUCGAAGCCAAAUACCCUGCUCUGCUUUUCAAGCAGCAGCUUGCGGCAUAUGUCGAGAAAAUAUACGGAAUCAUUCGAGACAACUUGAAAAAGGAUUUGGGAGCGUUGCUCGCUUUAUGUAUUCAGGCUCCAAGAACCACUAAGGGAAGCGUUCUAAGAUCGGGGCGAUCGUUCGGCAGAGAUGCUCCCACGAAUCAUUGGCAGGGAAUCAUCGAUUCUCUCAACUCGCUUCUCUGCACCCUCAAAGAAAAUUUCGUCCCUCCUGUUCUUGUUCAGAAGAUUUUCACCCAAACAUUUUCAUAUGUUAAUGUGCAGCUCUUCAAUAGUCUUCUGCUUCGUCGGGAGUGCUGUACAUUCAGCAACGGGGAGUACGUCAAAGCCGGGCUAGCUGAGCUCGAACUGUGGUGCUGCCAAGCAAAGGAAGAGUAUGCUGGCUCCGCGUGGGACGAGCUCAAACACAUUAGACAAGCAGUCGGAUUCAUGGUUAUACAUCAAAAGUACCGGAUAUCAUACGAUGAGAUCACCCACGAUUUAUGUCCCAUUCUGAGUGUCCAGCAGCUGUACAGAAUAUGCACUCUCUACUGGGACGAUAAAUACAACACACGAAGCGUAUCCCCCGAUGUUAUAUCGAGUAUGAGGGUGCUAAUGACAGAGGACUCCAAUAAUGCCAUCAGUAGCUCAUUUCUGCUCGACGACAAUUCUUGCAUUCCAUUCUCGAUAGAUGAACUUGCUGAAUCCAUCGACAGCAAGGAGUUCUCGGAUGUCAAGCCGGCCAUGGACCUUCUGGAGAACCCGGCAUUCCAGUUUUUACAUGGCUGAGCCGUCGGGCCGGGCUGGGCCGGUAUACUGUAAAUUCAUUACACACAUAUAUGGGUAUUUUGAUUUUUUGUUCAUUUGCUGUUCUCUUGAUAUAUAUAUAUAUAUAUAUAUAUAGACAUAGAUUUUUAGAUGCACAGUGAUAUAUACUUAGAUACAUAAAUACAUAGACAAUUUUUAAUUCUUUGUACAAUGUAAGUUUGAAGAUCUCUCAAUAUUAGGAGCAGAGAGAAAUCAGUCUAUGAGUUGGGCAUAUAUAUACGUACAUAUGUAUGUAUGUAUAUGCCUUUUGUUUUGUCUUGUAUUGUAUUGUAUUGUUUGUUUUUUGAAGGUGCGGUGCCAAAACGGCUGAGCAAUGUACAUUUCUACUUGUAUUUGUAUUUUUUUGGAUGUGUUCUUGAA